Messenger RNA from Rhizopus microsporus ATCC 52813, 507 nucleotides. RefSeq lists its product as uncharacterized. Gene Ontology annotation, molecular function: nucleic acid binding. The coding region runs from base 1 to 507 and encodes 168 amino acids. Lineage: Eukaryota; Fungi; Mucoromycota; Mucoromycetes; Mucorales; Rhizopodaceae. The transcript has a single exon. The record is from RefSeq and is a predicted model, not a curated record. Gene Ontology annotation, cellular component: nucleoplasm.
AUGCAUAAACCAGACUAUCGGGAGCCCAAGACAGCAAAGACAACAUGUGUGUAUACAAUAUCUCAAGAGUCAAGAUAUUUGAUUAUAGAGAAUAUACCAUCUUUAGGCGUUAUUAACGAGCUCAUAAAGCUAUGCCAACAGUAUGGUGAUAUAGAAGAAUAUAAGCCAUUAGAUCACUAUCCUACUUCAACAGCAGAGACUGAUGUUGUCUGGAUAAAAUAUAUGAAUAUAGCAUCAGCUAGAAUGGCUAAACGUAAACUAGAUGAAAAACCAUUCUUUGCUCAUAUGUUGAAAGUGAAUUAUGCACCAGAGUGUGAAUCAUUCGAAGAUAUACGAUCAAAGUUUAAUGACAGAAUAACCUCAAUAUCAAAGAAGUUAAAUCAUACAUUUCAUAAUAGAAAAAGGAAAAGACAGUCAAAAGACCAAGAUGCUGUUACUAUUACAGUCGAUACCAAUGAAGAUGCUUCACAUAAAGAACCGCAAGCCAAAGCACGAAGACGUAUAUGA